AUGCCAUACCUCUUGCUGGCAUUGCUCGCCUGGCUGACUGUUGCCGAAGAGGGACAUUUACGCAGACCAAGUCCGGACUACCAACAAUGUGGACUUUUGGGGCAAAGGAAGAAGGGACUUCCACGCAUUGUGCAUGGACGGGAUGCCGGACAGUGCGUUUGGAGGUGGCAGGUCAGUCUGCGAUCCAAGCACGAUCCAAAAAUUGCUGUCCCAUUUUGUGGUGGAACGCUCAUUGCGCCCGGAUGGAUCCUGACAGCAGCGCACUGCUUGACGAGAAUGAACGUGUGUAAAAUGAGGAGAAUACGGGUGGUUGCGGGAGACUGGAAGCAAUUUUCGAAUGAGGAAGCUGCAAGUGGCAUGUCUGUGGAACGGCGAGUUCGACAGAUUUUCACCCAUCCGUUGUAUAGCAAGGAGGCAUCCUCUGACUUUGAUUUUGCGCUCUUGGAGUUGGACAAAGAGAUGCCGAUGAGCGACUGCAUCGGUGUGGCCUGCUUGCCGACCAGCGCUGACAAGCCUGGCAUGGAGUGCAAUAUCACUGGCUGGGGCACACUGAUGCAUUCCGGGCCCACUCCAGAGGUGCUGCAGGAAGCAUCCGUGCAAUUGGUUGACAACAAUGACUGUGAACGCUACUAUGCCGAGUCCAAUGAAACCAUCACGGCUGCUAUGGUUUGCGCCAACGGUAUUUCUGAAGCAGGAAUUACCGACACCUGUCAGGGUGAUAGUGGCGGCCCUUUGAUUUGUGAAGAAUCGGGUCGUUUUGUGCUUCGGGGUGUUACAUCCUGGGGAGAUGGAUGCGGAUUAGCACACUUUCCGGGUGUUUAUGCCCGUGUCACUUCCGCCCUUGAUUGGAUUCACAAUGUCAUGGAGGGCCUGAUUCGUUCAGAUCUAGACACCGAUACAGCGGAUUUUGGGGGAGCCAUGUGGACAGUUCUUCAAGGCCCCUGCACAAUGGACGAUUCAGAUUGCAUUCUGAGUCCCAAUUUCCCUGGAAACUAUUCUGCCAAGCAAGCUUGCAUCAUUGCGGUCAACGUAACAGCAGCAGUGGCAAUCCAGGUGCAAAGCUUCUCCACAGAAGAAGCUUAUGACUCGCUGCUUGUGAAUUGCAAGACCUACUCUGGAAAAGAGGGGCCGCAGGGAAUUACACCAGACACCAACAUCUACUGGCUCUCAGAUCAUAGCAUCAACGCCGCAGGUUGGAAGAUAUGCCCCUUGUAUGACUAA
Molecule: messenger RNA, 1221 nt
Organism: Durusdinium trenchii
Lineage: Eukaryota; Dinophyceae; Suessiales; Symbiodiniaceae
Source: the annotation of a GenBank genome assembly